AUGGAAGAAGAACGUCAGUCACUAGGUCUUGAGGCAAAACCCAUGCCAUGUACGAUCGCUGCAAACAUUGCUCUUAAAGUGGCCAAAAAGCAUGGUCUUUUCAAGUUGGCUUCAAAGUUUUAUAAACUAUUUCUGACAGCCGCCCAUGCCGUUGGCGUUGUGAAAAAUGAGAGAUCAUUCAGUUUAUUGAAGAUUGUAAAAAGUUAUUCACGCAAUAACAUAUCUGGAAAACGUUUGAAUGAUUGCAUGAUCCUUGCCGCUGAAAAGAAUAUCACUGAUGUCUUUGAUGUUACUGCGAUCGCGAAAAAAUGGUCAAUCUUGAAAAACCGCCGAUUGGCGAUUGCUUGA
Paramuricea clavata is the source of this 348-nucleotide messenger RNA. NCBI's taxonomy places the organism in Eukaryota, Metazoa, Cnidaria, Anthozoa, Malacalcyonacea, Plexauridae. The record is from the annotation of a GenBank genome assembly.